AGAGCGCCUCUCGGGCUCAGCUGAUACAGGGUUUAUUAAUUGUGCGCGGGUCGAUUUAUAUUGUUGUAAAACAGAUUGAACAGGUGAAAGGUUUAACAUUUUCACUUAUUUGAUAGCAUAUUAAAGUGUCUUUAUAUUGUAAACUUGUCUUGAAAUAAGCCUAAAGGUGUUUGCUUGUAGUCUUCAUCAUGAUUCAAUUGUCCGUGUGACAUGAUCUUGUCAAACUGUUUUCGAACGAGGGAACUUUAAACAAAUACUCAAAUUUCUCUGUCAGUUUGUUUCCCAACACCGACGACGCUCCUGCAGUUUGUCAUGGCCACGCGCAUACGACCGAGCAGUAAGAGGUGUGCAGUGAUCGGAGGCUCAGGGUUCCUGGGUAGACACCUGGUAGAGAAGCUGUUGGGUAAAGGCUACACUGUGUCGGUGUUUGACAUCAGACAGAGCUACGAACUACCAGGAGUCACCUUCCACCAGGGAGACCUCUGUGACAAACAGGCUCUCCUAACAGCGCUCCAAGGCGUCUCCCUGGUGUUCCACUGUGCCUCUCCAGCCCCAGCCAGUGAUGACAAGGCUCUGUUCCAGAGAGUCAACAUCCAGGGGACACAGACUGUCCUACAGGCCUGCACUGAGGCUGGAAUACAAAAAGUGGUACUGACCAGCAGUGCCAGUGUGGUGUUUGAAGGAACAGACAUCAAGGAUGGGAGAGAAGACCUUCCCUAUGCCAAGAAGCCCAUUGACUACUACACAGAGACCAAGAUAGAACAGGAGAAGCUGGUUCUGAAGGCCUGUGACAAGGAGAAGGGUCUCCUGACAGUGGCCAUCCGACCUCACGGUAUCUUCGGCCCCCGGGACCCCCAGCUGGUGCCCAUUCUGGUCGACACGGCACGCAGGGGCAAUAUGAAGUUCAUCAUCGGUGAUGGUUCUAACCUGGUGGAUUUCACCUUCGUGGACAAUGUGGUUCAUGGACUCAUCCUGUCAGCUGAGAGUCUGAGGCCAGAGUCUCCUAUCUGUGGCAAGGCAUACCACAUCACUAAUGACGAGCCUGUCCGGUUCUGGGACUUCAUGUCAGAUAUUCUAGUAGGUCUGGGAUACGCUGCUCCACGCUACCACCUUCCCUACGCACUAGUCUACGGGCUGGCUCUGCUGCUGUGGCUGCUGUCUCUGUUACUACGCCCCCUAGUGGCCUUCAAACCCACCUUCACCCCCAUGAGGGUGGCCCUGGCAGGUAAACACCACUUCUACAGCUGCUCCAGAGCCAAGCAGGACAUGGGGUACAAGCCUGUGGUCGGUCUAAAGGAUGGGAUCAGACGCACGGUGGAGAGCUAUCCUCAUCUACGACAUGGAGCCUGAUGACUGUACCUGCAAUAGGGUAGCCUGGAAACCAAACUGACAUGCUCCGUGUAACAAUGGUGAAAUGGAUCGUAUCAGUUUGGAUUCCAGGCUAGUGGUACAGAACCUCACUUGAGUCCUAACUUGAGCUCUAUGCACAUGAAUCACUGCUGUCAAUGGGAGAAAAGCAUUUAAAGCUGUGAGUUGUGUACAGUUAUCAAGUUAAGAUUCAACCCGAAAAGUCGGACUGAUUCAUACUCUCACCAGUGUCUUGAGUCUUGUUCUUUUAGGUAACAAAACUCUGAUAUAUUUGUGGGCCCAUAAUACUAACUGGGGGUAUACGCCUGUGAAAUGAGUGCGCUCUCAUGUCUGUGGACCUAUAAGGAUCUGUGAACUCUCACCUUUCCUAGGACAGUCAGUAACACAUUUUUGCCUGGCUUCAGUACCUCUCUUCACCAAUAGAGAGCAGCACACAUUUCUUCUCAAUGUGGAUACACAAUCUAACAUUGUUUCCAGCACUUCCUCUUGCCAUUAUUCAUGAGCACUCAUUUUGAUGUACUGUGACUGUUUUCCCUCUACAGCCAUCUUGUUUCUAGUCUCUCAUACAAGUCUCUUAUACAAAUCACAAGCAGUCAUGCAGUUUGUUAAUUUCAAAUAAAAUAUCUUAUGUCUUACUUUCCCUUAAUCUAAACAUUGUACAGUUUAUUAAAACGCGAACAUAGAAUGUGUUUGUAUAGAAAUCAACCAAUAAUAAAGUUUGUUCACCCUCAUUAGAAAA
This is a messenger RNA of Oncorhynchus mykiss (rainbow trout), 2107 nucleotides long. RefSeq names its product sterol-4-alpha-carboxylate 3-dehydrogenase, decarboxylating. Gene Ontology annotation, molecular function: oxidoreductase activity, acting on the CH-OH group of donors, NAD or NADP as acceptor. The record is from RefSeq and is a predicted model, not a curated record. Gene Ontology annotation, biological process: steroid biosynthetic process. Lineage: Eukaryota; Metazoa; Chordata; Actinopteri; Salmoniformes; Salmonidae.